UAAAAAUAAUUUUAAUACAAAAUUUAGAAUAAAAGCCGGCGAGAUCCUUACCUUCUAAACUUUCAUAUUUUUGGAUAAAUAUUUGAAUAUGAUAAUUUUAUAACAUUUAAAUCAACAAGUAGAGUUAGAAAUAUUGGUUAGAAAAUGAGUACUAUUACUUCUGAAGAUUUAUUACAGAAACAUCGAAAAGAACGUAAAGAUUUACAAGCUAAAAUACAAUCGAUUAAAAAAACUGCCGAUAAAAAAAAGAAAAAAGAAACUGCUGAAAAAAUAGCUCAAUUGGAAGCAGAUUUAAAAGCUCAACAGCAAAUAGAGUUAGAUCAAUUAAAAGAUUUAACUAUUGAUAAUAAUACAAAUAAAGAAUGCUCCGAGAAAGAAGUUGAAGAAGUUCCGCAACAGUGCGAAAAAAUAUCUAAAGCACAACGUCGACGAAAUAAGAAAACUCAACAUGAAUUAGAAAAUCAACGACGUAUUGCUGAACAAGAAAUUGAAAAUGAAGCAGGCCCUAGAAAUGUAGAGUCUUUAGCGAUAAAAAAAAUUUUAGAUUCUAAGGGUUUGCAAUUACAUACAAUCCCAUCAGAUGGCGAUUGCUUGUAUCAAGCAGUUAAUCAUCAAUUAGAAAUAAAUGGUUUAAGUACUCCAGGAGUUGCUAGUUUACGUCGGGAUACCGCAAAAUACAUGCGUGAACAUAAAAAUGAUAUGAUACCGUUUAUGAUUACGGAAGAUGGUGAUAUAAUGUCUGACAUUGGUUUUGAUGAUUAUUGCAAUCGUAUUGAAACCACUAAAGCUUGGGGUGGACAACUUGAAUUAACUGCCUUAUCUGAAAUACUUAAAUGCCAAAUACAUAUUUUACAAGCGACUGGUCCUCCUACCAUAUUGGGUGAUCAAUUUACAAAGUCUACUCCAUUAGUUUUAACGUAUCAUAGACAUAUGUAUGGACUUGGUGAACAUUAUAAUUCUACAAAAGCAGCCGUGGUUGAAGAAGCACAAGAUGAUUUUUAAAUAAAUGUUCUGUACGAUAUGUGUAAUAUAGAUAUAAUGUUUAAGGAUUAAUAAAAUGCAAUAUCAUUGUUUUAAAA
Chrysoperla carnea is the source of this 1079-nucleotide messenger RNA. RefSeq names its product deubiquitinase OTUD6B. NCBI's taxonomy places the organism in Eukaryota, Metazoa, Arthropoda, Insecta, Neuroptera, Chrysopidae. The transcript has a single exon. Gene Ontology annotation, molecular function: cysteine-type deubiquitinase activity. The coding region runs from base 145 to 1002 and encodes 285 amino acids. The record is from RefSeq and is a predicted model, not a curated record. Gene Ontology annotation, biological process: protein deubiquitination.